Echinostoma caproni is the source of this 429-nucleotide messenger RNA. The record is from the annotation of a GenBank genome assembly. Lineage: Eukaryota; Metazoa; Platyhelminthes; Trematoda; Plagiorchiida; Echinostomatidae.
GCUUGUCUGUUCGAUCGUCCACAACAUUUGGAACAGUUGAUUGUCUACGGUGCCGAUCUGGACGCACGGACAGCUAAUCUGGACACUCCGUUGCACAUAUGCGCGUUAAACAACCACGAGGCCUGUUUGCGCCUGUUGCUCAAACAUGGGGCAUCCCGGGAUCUGUUAAACGCAUCCGGUCAGACUGCGUCCGAAGUGGCCAUGCUGACUGGACUAACUUGGCUGGCCGAGAUCAUUGAUACGUUUCGAGACGAUCAGAUUGAUUCAAACAACAUGAAUGUGCUGGAUGCUGGAGGAACCGAUUCUCGCAACGGACCGUGCCUCGUGGAUUCCAUUUGGAAAUCUGAUUGCCUCUUUUCAUCGACCGAGCUACUUUCCACAGUCCCGCAGCUCUCGGGGCUAUUUCAGUUUAUCCCUGUGGAAUUCUGA